AUGACAGUUAGACGAACCCAACCUAAAAAUGGCCGACGGGGACGAUAUUGUAACGGAUCAAGAAAAAGUCCGUAUAGUUACGGACUUUAUAUUGCAUUCGCCGCCCGGCGAAUUCAAUGAGGUGUUCAACGAUGUGCGAAAGUUGUUGAGUAACGAUGAUUUGUUAAAAGACGGGGCCGGCGGAGCUUUCUCACAGUACAACAAAGAUCAACUUACCCCAGUUAGGAUCGAGAACGCUGACCAUUUGGUUUUAAUAACCGAAUACAACGAUCUAGGAGGCUGCAGAUUCUUCGAUCCAAGAUCAAAACAGAGCUUCAGAUACGACCAUUUGCGCAAAGAAGCGUCCGAUUACCAGGCAUUCAGUCCGGACAGUGCGGCGGAACCUUGGCGCGCCGCACUAGAUGCCGAAUUUAUCCAUUACACAAGAAACCACUACAAAGAUGGAGUAUCCAGUGUGGUUUCAAGGAACCAGGGAGGUGUUAUAACCCUUACUGCCUGCAUUGAAGACCAUCAGUUUCAGCCGAAGAACUUCUGGAACGGCAGGUGGAGAUCGCAAUGGUCUAUUUUGAUCAAUUCUGGGGCUGCCACUGCAGAAGUCAGGGGCAUACUUAAAGUCCAGGUGCAUUAUUAUGAAGAAGGCAACGUCCAGCUGGUGAGCACGAAGGAGAUCAAGGAAUCGAUUUCUGUAACGAGUGAGGCGCAGACAGCCAAAGAGAUCGUGCAAUUAAUUGAGACAGCAGAAAACACUUAUCAAACUGCGAUUUCUGAGAAUUACCAGACCAUGUCGGACACCACUUUCAAGGCUUUGAGGAGGCUGUUGCCUGUAACUCGUACCAAAAUUGAUUGGAACAAAAUAGUAUCGUACAGUAUUGGAAAAGAAUUAAAGACUCAAUAAAUAAUUAUGAUAGAUUGUUAUCGCUUAGGAAUGUUGUGUACAUACUUAUUGCCAGGUCUUGUUAAGUUUAUGGCAGAGCAGGGGUGGCCAUUUUCGCUAGUAAAUUUGAAAUUAUCUUUUUUCUUUGCUUUGGAAUUAAAUUUGGGAAGAAUAUCUUGUUUUUCGGUACAGGGGCUGCCACUGUGCUGUUGUGACCUUUUUAUUAUCAUAAUUUAUAUAAAAUACAUAAAUACAAACUUAUUGUAAGCAUUUUACCAUGUUUUUAAUCAAACUAAAUAUAUUUUAUAUUAUUUUACAUAUUUUAAAAUUAUUUGUAGCUAAAAAAAUAAUACAAUUAAAAAUGUCUUUAAU
Brassicogethes aeneus is the source of this 1246-nucleotide messenger RNA. NCBI's taxonomy places the organism in Eukaryota, Metazoa, Arthropoda, Insecta, Coleoptera, Nitidulidae. The record is from the annotation of a GenBank genome assembly.